UCUGAAGGAGAUCUGAAGGAUUCCUAUCGGAUUCGUUUGGUUUCUACUAGCUUCGUGUUCCUAGGAGUAAGGCCCUUUGCUCCUAGUAGCAAUGCACUUGUUCCUAGUAGCUUAUUGUUUCUAUUUAAGAGUCAGGGCACUGGUGCUUUCCACCAAUCCGUUUGGUUUUUUACGCCCUUGGCAUCCUUUCUGAUUGACCAAGUUACAUCUCAUUUUUCAUGCCUGUGGAGAGUUUUUGAAUGUCCUAGUCAAGGCAACCAGAGUUUUUGAAUCUCCAUCAAUAUAUAUAUAUAUAUAUAGAACUCCCCCAUAUGAAGAUGAUCAAGAUUCCACAUUUGUGGGUUUGGAUGUUGAUGCCUCGCUUCAGUUGGCAAGCCCUGCGGUGGACUUUGGCUCGAGCUUCUGUUCUGCCUUUCUGAUUUGAUCGGUUGAGCAGUUUCCAAAACGCGUUUGGGCCAUGGCGAGGACCUUUGAGGGAAGGAUCUUCAUGAAGCCCUUGGCGAAGAGUCGGGGGCAAAGCGCGGAGGUCUACGUCAAUGUAGGUUGGGUCGCGUCCGGGAGCCAGGGCCUUCCACCUUACGAUGCUCGCUUGGAGGCAGCUUGCUCGCAAGAGCAGUGGGAUGAUUUGAUGGCAAGCUACAAAGCCUUUCAUGACGAAAAGUCUGUCCCUGAAUGGAUGCCAAUUGUCAACUGCUUCUUGUGUCCAUUUACCUUGGGGCUGACCUGUUGCUUGACGAAUGCCAUGAUCUACAAAUACACCUCCGGCCUGGAGCUCAUCACCAAGGAGAAGACCAAAUCUUGGAAGUGUCCUGCGAGGUUCGAGAAUGUAAGGUUGUACGGGCCCGCGGGAGAGGCACCCGACCAGAUCCCCUAUGAUCAGUACGGCCAGCCCCUCCUUGCAAUGCGGGGCAAACCGGGAGACAAGCCGUUCGCCGAAUGGCCACCGGCAGGAUGCAACCUCGUCAUCAACCUCAACGUUCGGGCUGAAGAGUUUGCACAGCAGUGGCUCCCACAGGGACCGGUCGCUCCCAUGCAGAUCGGGAUGGCGUGACUGGUGGCCGCGACAUGCCGCGACCCAGCGUGACCCCGGUGAAUGUUUUUCCAACUUGUUUUGCAUGGCAUUCGGUCCUUUAAUCUUUGACCGUAUGCCCCUUGCUCACGUCCUGUCAUUUUUUCCGUGGGAGUGCCAAGUACCCCCGCGUGCUUUCGAGAUCGUCAAAGUCGAGAGCUGCAAA
Molecule: messenger RNA, 1235 nt
Organism: Durusdinium trenchii
Lineage: Eukaryota; Dinophyceae; Suessiales; Symbiodiniaceae
Source: the annotation of a GenBank genome assembly